Molecule: messenger RNA, 3060 nt
Organism: Octodon degus (degu)
Lineage: Eukaryota; Metazoa; Chordata; Mammalia; Rodentia; Octodontidae
Gene: Tor1aip1
Product: torsin 1A interacting protein 1
Exons: 11
Coding region: 207-2009 (600 amino acids)
Biological process (GO): nuclear membrane organization
Cellular component (GO): nuclear membrane
Molecular function (GO): ATPase activator activity
Source: RefSeq, a predicted model, not a curated record
CACAGCCCUCAGGACACACCAUGGGUCCAGAGGCAGGUCUGCCGCACAGCAGCGACGACGCGGGCGGCGGCCCCCGGGACUCUCAACUGCCUCCCUGACCACUGCAGACAUCGCUCAACACCCCCGAGAAGCCAUCGACACCUCCAGCAGGAAAAUCUAGGGGUCGCACAGCCACCUUCACGAUUCCUACAGCUACGUCAACAAGUAUGGCGCGCGAGGGGCGGCGGGCGGAGCCGGCGGGGGCGCCGUGGGGGAUGUACGUCACGCCGCGCGCCCCCCUCCGCGAGGGCAGGCUCCGCUGCGCUGCUCAAGAUGGCGGCGACGGUGACGCGCUCGCGUACGGAACUCCUCCGUCACGCCAGGGCCGGCGGGAAGUGAGGUUCUCGGAGGAACCGCCAGAGGUGUACGGCGACUUCGAGCCCCAGACAGCCCAAGAAGGGUCUCCGGUGGGAAGACGAACCCCGCCAGGAGAGUUUCGGCCCGAUUCUGCAAAAGAGGAAGUAAGAGAAAGCCCCUACUACCUCCGGUCUCGGCAGCGGAGGCGGCCCCGACCUCAAGAAGCCGGAGAGAUGAAGACGCGAAGGGAAGCCCGCCCCGAGCGGUCGCCGAACUCACUGGAGAGUCCGCUCCAGCCGUCCCCGGCGACUACCAGGAGAGGGCUGCGGGACUCUCAGUCCUCUGAAGAAGAUGAAUCAUCUUCUCAAACUGUUACAAACCAAACAGCUUUGAAAACUGUCAGAACACAAGAAGCUCCAGUGACCAGUGAAGAUCCUAUUAGUAGCCUACGUAGACCCCCACUAAGAAGCACAAGACAUGAGUCAACUUACAGAACCCAUGAAAAUACUGAAAUGAGUGAACAAGGAGAAACUGAAGAAGAUGACCAAGAUGGUACUUACAGUGAUGUCACUGCUGGUAAGGUCAGAUCCGGAGAUUCUGUUAAAUCUGGAGUUCAAACCACUAUAUCAUCUGGUCACAGUCCAGAAUCAGUUUGGAGAUUACCACAAAGGCAAGACUCCGCAGCUCAGAAUAAGCAAUCUUCAGUGCUGAGUUCGGGAUAUCAAAAAACCCCUCAGGAAUGGUCCGAACAAAAUGUAAGAAUGAGGGCUAAGAUGCAAACAUCUUCACUAGUCAAGAGUCCAAUAUAUGGCCAUUUUUCGGAUGGUGGCAGCAUCCUGACGUCAGAGUUUGGAAACCAGCCUCCAUCACCCUCCAACAAACAAAUAGCUGAACAGCCCCCAAAUGAAUAUUUUUUCAAGAGGAAAUUGUUUUGGUGCCUAUUAUUUAGUCUGGUAAUUAUUAUACCACUUGUGAAAUUUUUUUUUCCUACUCCUGAGAUAGAAACUACUGCUGUUCAAAUGUUCCAGAACCAGAUGAAACAACUUCGAAAUAAGUACCAGGGUCAAGAUGAGAAGCUGUGGGACAGAAGCCUCACAUUCCUUCAGAAACAUCUUAAUAGCUCCCAUCCUCGGCCUCAGCCUGCCAUCUUGCUGCUCACUGCUGCCCAAGAUGCUGAAGAAGCACUUAAAUGCCUGAGUGAACAAAUUGCUGAUGCCUAUUCCUCCUUUCGUAGUGUCCGUGCCAUCCGGAUUGAUGGGACAAGGAAAGCUGCUCAAGACAGUGAUGUUGUUAAACUGGAGGUAGAUCAGGAAUUGAGCAAUGGUUUCACAAAUGGCCAGAAUGCAGCUGUGGUACACCGCUUUGAAUCACUGCCUGCAGGAUCUACUUUGAUCUUUUAUAAAUAUUGUGACCAUGAAACUGCAGCCUUCAAAGAUGUGGCCCUAGUCUUGACUGUCCUGUUAGAAGAGGAAACCCUUGGAACCAGUCUAGGCCUAAAGGAAAUUGAAGAAAAAGUGCGAGAUUUCCUCAAAGUUAAGUUUACCAACUCCAACACCCCCAAUUCUUAUAAUCAUAUGGACCUCGACAAACUUAAUGGGCUUUGGAGCCGUAUCUCUCACUUAGUCCUGCCUGUACAACCUGAGGAUGCUCUGAAAAGUGGCAUCUGCUUAUAAGGAAUACAAGAAGAAAAAGAUCAUGUCUCAAAUUCUGAGAAAUUUUCAGACUUUUUUCCCCAGAGACAAAAUUCAAAGCACUUUUUGAAUGAACUGGUUUCUUUUUAAAAGAAGUGAAUUUCCUGUGAAAACAUGAAACAUCUAAAUCAUUUGUCAUCCUAAUUAUCUGUGACUUUCAAAAAUAAUUUCUCUUUCUAGUCAAAGCAUUGUUGAGUAGAGGAGUGCAAAUUAUAUGCAUUCCUGUCAAGGAUCUCUUUUUGAUUCCGAUGUGAAUAGUUUAAAGGAUUAGUGUCCUUUUCUAUGAAGGCCUUAUUUUUUAACUUAACCUCGGUGUUUAAGUUUGUUGAGUUAGUAAGGCAGCUCUUUAAUUGUAACCAUGGGUUUUCCCAUUGUAUUUCCUCUUAUAUCAUUUAGGUCUGAGUUCCUUAGCAUCUGCUUAUAGGAACAAAAGUCAAGAAAAGUCAUCUGUAUACAUGUUUAGAUUUUUGUUUAGGAGGGCAAAGAGGAGGAGGAGGAGGGAAGUGAAGAGAAGAGAGGAAUUAUGAAAUGAAUAAAGAAGAAAAUAGAAAAAUAAAAAAAUUCAGGAUGAACUGUUACAGUAAGCCACUAAGAGAGAGGGUAGCGAAACAUCUAAAUCCUUACCUUGGUGAAUUCUAUUGGGAAGCUUAUUUAUUCUAUUGGGAGUUUUGUAUUUUUUCCUCCUCUGAAAAGUUCUUGGUUACUCCAAGAAUUUUUAGUCUGUAAUAUAUUAGAAGACUUAGUUAUAUUUGCUCAUUUGACUCUUAAGGGUAAAUUCAGAGUAGUUUAUUUUGUGCAAAUGAAGUUUUUGUUUUGAAUUAAGAAAUAACAGUUUCAGAAAUUUAUAAGCCAUUUAUUAUCCUUCUAUCCUGAACUAUUGACAGAUUUAAUUUUCUGCUUGUCUGCUUGUUGCAGUCUAAGUCCUUUAAUCACACUGUAAUAAAUAUAAAGAUUUACUAUGCAUGUAAUAAAUUUGAGUGCCUCAAGCCAAAAAAAUAGUGAACUUUACCACAUAUAAAGAAUGUUAAAUGUG